AUGCCGCGGCCGGGGAAGAGUUCGUACAGCGACCAGAAGCCGCCCUACUCGUAUAUCUCGCUGACCGCCAUGGCCAUCCAACACUCGGCCGAGAAGAUGCUGCCGCUAAGCGACAUCUACAAGUUCAUCAUGGACAACACUCAGCGUUGGCAGAACAGCCUGCGCCACAACCUCUCCUUCAACGACUGUUUCAUCAAGAUCCCGCGGCGGCCGGACCAGCCCGGUAAGGGCAGCUUCUGGGCGUUGCAUCCCGACUGUGGCGACAUGUUCGAGAACGGCAGCUUCCUGCGGCGCCGUAAGCGCUUCAAGGUGUUGCGUGCGGACCACACUCACCUGCACGCAGGAAGCACCAAAGGCGCACCAGGCGCGGGGCCCGGAGGCCACCUGCAUCCGCAUCACCCGCACCACCCGCACCACCACCACCAUCACGCUGCAGUGCACCAUCACCAUCACCACCACCCGCCCCAGCCGCCGCCGCCCCCGCCCCCGCCGCACAUGGUGCAUUAUUUCCACCAGCAGCCACCUCCCGCUCCGCAGCCGCCACCGCACCUCCCGUCGCAGCCUCUGCAGCAGCAGUCCCAGCAGUCGCAGCCUCAGCAGCCGUCUCACCCCGGCAAGAUGCAAGAGGCGGCCGCGGUGGCGGCGGCGGCAGCGGCGGCGGCGGCGGCAGCGGUGGGCAGCGUGGGGCGCCUGUCGCAGUUCCCGCCAUAUGGGCUUGGCUCUGCCGCCGCAGCUGCCGCCGCCGCCGCCGCAUCCACGUCGGGCUUCAAGCACCCGUUCGCCAUCGAGAACAUCAUCGGUCGGGACUACAAGGGAGUGCUGCAGGCCGGCGGGCUGCCCUUGGCGUCGGUCAUGCACCACCUGGGUUAUCCUGUGCCAGGCCAGCUCGGUAACGUCGUCAGCUCCGUGUGGCCGCACGUCGGUGUCAUGGAUUCGGUGGCCGCGGCCGCCGCCGCCGCCGCCGCCGCUGGCGUGCCUGUGGGCCCGGAGUACGGGGCCUUCGGGGUGCCGGUCAAGGCCCUGUGCCACUCGGCGAGCCAGAGCUUGCCUGCGGUGCCUGUGCCCAUCAAGCCAACUCCAGCACUGCCGCCGGUGGCCGCGCUACCGCCGACGCUCACUGUCCCUGCGGCCCCGCAGCAGCCGCCGGCGCCACCCAGCGUGUGCCCGGCGGCUGCGGCCUCUCCCGCCGCCUCCCUGCUGGAGCCCACUGCCCCAAGUUCGGCUGAGAGCAAGGGUGGCUCCCUGCACUCUGUGCUGGUGCAUUCCUAG
Messenger RNA from Pteropus alecto (black flying fox), 1269 nucleotides. RefSeq names its product forkhead box B2 (gene FOXB2). Gene Ontology annotation, molecular function: DNA-binding transcription factor activity, RNA polymerase II-specific; RNA polymerase II cis-regulatory region sequence-specific DNA binding. Gene Ontology annotation, biological process: cell differentiation; anatomical structure morphogenesis; regulation of transcription by RNA polymerase II. Lineage: Eukaryota; Metazoa; Chordata; Mammalia; Chiroptera; Pteropodidae. The record is from RefSeq and is a predicted model, not a curated record.